Aspergillus nidulans FGSC A4 is the source of this 1931-nucleotide messenger RNA. Its product is annotated as ferric reductase family protein. Lineage: Eukaryota; Fungi; Ascomycota; Eurotiomycetes; Eurotiales; Aspergillaceae. Gene Ontology annotation, cellular component: plasma membrane. The record is from RefSeq and is a predicted model, not a curated record. The transcript has 3 exons. The coding region runs from base 150 to 1931 and encodes 593 amino acids. Gene Ontology annotation, molecular function: oxidoreductase activity, acting on metal ions; oxidoreductase activity. Gene Ontology annotation, biological process: iron ion transport.
CAGCUACGGUGACAGCGAAACAAUUCUGUUGGGUUUGAUACGCUCAUUGAGGAUAUUCCAUUGUUCAGAGCUGGUCUCGUCCUCCAUAUCCUCGUUCUUUGUCGGUCUUUCGGUAUACAAGCUCGCUUUCUCUAUCUCGAUUUACAACCAUGGCUUCUACACUUCUUUUCAUGUCCCUGGUUGGACACUCUUUAGCAGCAGAUCUUGAGCGGCGUCAUGGCGAUGAGAACCCAUUCUGGGCCGCUCUCAACGACGACCUCGCCCGGUACUCUUUGCUGGCUCUUGGCUGUUUCGCAGCAUGCAUGUAUAUGUGGAAGAUGUGGUUCCGCAUCGCCGCCCAUAUGCGGCGGCUGGCAAGUUUCAGCAAUGAACGCCAGAACUACUUUGUACCGGCACACCCAACUCUCGCCAAAAUCAAGAAGCAUAUUGUCUAUGCUCCGCUCUUCCGUAACCGGCACAACAGGGAGUUCCAGCUCUCCCGGGCUGUCAAUAUGGGUACUCUGCCCAGCCGGUUCCACACUUUCAUCAUUGUCGGCAUUAUCGCCAUGAAUAUCACCCUCUGCUGCGUCACUGUGCCCUACAAGUCGGAGCCGGACUCUGUGGCGGGCGUCAUUCUCAGCCGAACGGGUGUGAUGGCGACUGUCAAUCUUAUCCCGCUCGUUCUUCUGGCCGGCAGAAACAAUCCGCUCAUCACGCUGCUCCAGGUGCCUUACGACACCUACAACCUGAUCCACCGCUGGCUGGCUAGGAUCGUAGUUUGUGAGGCUCUUGCCCAUACUUUUGCCUGGCUGAUCCCCAAGGCUCAAUCAAUGGGCUGGGAGGCGAUCUCACAGUCCUUUGCCCAUAGUACAUUCAUCCAGAGCGGGUUGAUUGGAACCUGUGCCUUUGUUGCGCUCUUGGUGCAUUCUCCUUCGGCGGUCCGUCACGCGUUUUAUGAGACAUUCCUCCACCUCCACAUUGCCUUUGCGGUGCUCGCAUUUGCUUACCUCUGGAUUCAUUUGGACGGACGAAAUGCGCAGAAUUUCCUCCUCGCGGCAAUCAUCCUCUGGGCGUUGGAAAGAUUUGCACGUCUUGUGAUCAUAGUGUACCGCAACGUCGGAGGGCGUGCUACAACUGCCGUGGUGGAGGCCCUGCCCGGUGACGCCAUGAGAAUCACCCUAAAGCUGUCGCGCCCAUGGGCCUUUGAACCCGGUCAGCAUAUGUAUCUGUAUAUUCCCGCAAUUGGCUGGUGGACGUCCCACCCCUUCUCAAUUGGAUGGAGUGAUGCGGAGGACGUCAUGGGCGACGAGAAGAGCCUCCCUGUAAGCAGUCGGGAUGUUUAUGGCCCUCAAAAAACAACCAUCUCUCUGCUGGUUCGCCGCCGGACUGGAUUCACCGACAAGCUCUUCCAGCGCGCUGUGAGCGCCGUCGAUUGCAAGGUCUCUCUUACAGCUUUUGCGGAAGGGCCAUAUGGCAGCAUUCACUCCAUGGACUCGUACGGGUCGGUUAUUUUGUUCGCUGGAGGUGUCGGCAUCACGCACUUGGUGCCAUUCUGCCGCCAUCUCGUCAAGGGAUACGCGGAGGGAACUGUGGCUGCACGCCGCGUCACUCUUGUUUGGAUUAUUCAGUCUCCUGAGCACUUGGAGUGGAUCCGACCCUGGAUGACCAGCAUUCUGGCCAUGAACCGCCGCCGCGAGGUCCUGCGGAUUCAGCUGUUCAUCACGCGGCCGCGUAAUACUAAAGAAAUCCAGAGCCCCAGUUCCACCGUGCAGAUGUUCCCGGGACGACCGAACAUCGACACACUUAUUGGGAUGGAGGUUGAGAAUCAGGUCGGGGCUAUGGGUGUGCUGGUCUGCGGUAAUGGCAGUUUGAGUGACGAUGUUCGCCGUGCCUGCCGGACUCGACAGGAUCGGACGCAAAUUGAUUUUGUUGAGGAGAGUUUCACGUGGUAG